GGUUUGACGCUUAAUGUUAUUUUUUAUCUGCUGAAAAUCUCAACUAACACUUUUUUCUGUUGUAAACCAAGUUGAGCUUCUUUUGGAAUUGGUGGCUCUAGUUAUUGAGUGUUUUUAUUGUUCAACAUACUGUGGUAUUGUUUAUAAUCAAUGUAACGACUUUGUUCCUAAACAAGGAAGAAGCUAAAGUUUGUCCUGUAGAAAUUUUAAUUCAUUUUUAUGUGUGAUGAAGAUUUUGUGGUAUGCUGCUUCAAGUUUAUAGAAGUAAAUAGAUACAAUGAUUGAUCCGAACAAAUGGUGCACUAAAAGUAAAAAUGAAUAGUUUAUUUCUACAAAUAUCAUCACUUUCAAUCUUUUUUGGACAUUGUGAUGCUGUACCCGUCCCCAGUAGGCAUUUUGGUGAAAGGAACGCCGCCUUACUCGGAGUAUUAACAUGCAUUGGAAUCGGAGCUGUUUUCGGAAUGUGUGUGUUUUGUAAAAAGAAAAAAGGACACUUCAAGAAAUUUGAAAACGAUGGCAACAUAGAGGAAGUUAAAAAUAGCGAAUAUCCUGUUCUGAAUUCUCUAAGCAUAGCAGAUGUAAAAAAAACUGGUGUUAUUAUCCCAAGCAGUCCGACUAAUCUAUCAACUGAUAACUUAUUAGAUCAGGCAGCUCAAUAUCAAAAUGAAUCUGUGUCAUCGCACGAACUCGAUGGGAUUGAGAAUUAUAAUCUUUUACAAUACCGAAGUCAAAUUCUUACAACUGCUAAAGACGCUCACUAUGUUGGAAAAUGUAUCGUGCAAAACGAUAAUAUUCAGUUACCACCAGAACGAGAUGACGAAGAAUGUAAUUCGAAUAUGUUAUUGUCAAGCAAAGAAUCGUUGAGCUCGUUAUCUCCAUUUCCUGGAACAUCUAUUGACUAUUCAAAUGGGCAAGAGGUAGUCUCCUUGGUAAACUCGAAUGAUUUUGACGAUGAUAAAUUAUUAAUCGAUCAUCAUUCCAACGGUGCUGAACCUGAUAUCGAGGAAGUAGAUAACUAUUGCCAAUUAGACAUUGAAAUACAAAAUCCCGUACAAUUAGAUGAUGUCAAAAUUAGCGUAGAAAAGAAAGGAAGCUUCUGUGAAAAAAUCAUUUCUAAGAGUGCUACAACUAAUAAGUAUUGUGCCGCUGAGGAUGUAACCCCAAUGGAUAGCUUAGAAGAUAACUUCUCAGUUCAUGAGACUAAUAGUAUUGAGGAGGCUCUGCGAGCACUGGACUUUGCCAUUGAUGGAGAGGAUGAAAGCAGUUAUAGUGAUGAUGAACCGAAUCGUUAUCCAGGCUGUGACGGUGGGAAAUUUGAUAAUCGAGGUGAUGUAUAUCCUGGGGAAUUUUACGAAAAUAAAAAUUCAUCUUCUGACAGUGGGAUGGAGGAAACUGAAAUAAGUGAAAAAAAUGCAAAAUCGGAUCCUGCAUUGCUUGAAACAGUACGCAAGGAGGCUUCUCAGCUAGUCGACGAAGUACUCUUUCUAUGUCAAAGACGAAUUGAAGCAAUUCUAGAAUGCGAGAAGCGCGUGCAGAUGGAAAAUAAAGUCACUAUAGACGAAUUUGAUGAUUUCAAUAGUGGUUCACAACUAGAGUGUAGCACACCUUUCGUAUCCAGGAAAAUUUUGGAAUAUGACUCAAAACCAGAGGUUAGACAUAAUCUUUUCUAUGGCGAAAAUAAUAAAACGUUUGUAAUGAGUGAUAAUGUGAUUCAAACAAAAGAAAGCAGAGACAAUUCUAAAUGUUUUUCCAAAACGAAUGUCACAUAUCUGGCAGAUCCGGCCGAGGUCGACGAUGAUCUUGAACAAAUAUACCCUAUACAUGAUAUAGUGACACCUUCCUCAGCAAACCUAACUCAUACAUUAGCUAAUUCAUCCGAAACAUUCAUAAAAGAUCAAGAUGACUCAUUACCUGAAAUAAUGGUACACGGCAUGUUAGACGAUGUUUUGUCCGAUAAGCCUACUGCAACACCUAUGAAUACUCCUAUCGAGCUGGGCUGUCCAACAACAGCUGAUUGGGAUCGAUGGCUCUCGGCUACAGCAUCUGUAGCUUUUGUUCCCAGAGAUUUACAUGCGGAGAAUGAUUACUUUUCUAAUCAUACGUACGACGAGGGUUGGUUCUUGCAUACUAGACCUAGUUGUACCAGCGCACACAAUGAAACAUAUGAUUUAGAAGAUAAUGAUAACCUUGAUUCUACGUACGAUAUGUUAAGGAAACAAUUAGCUGAAAUGUUACCACAUGCACAGGGUGCCAAAGAAAAUACUGAGUAUCAAGAAGAAAGUGACACCAGUCCUGAUCAUUUCGGAAUUCAAUAUGGUGAUUUGGAUGAAGCAACUAAUGAACCUUCAGGAUCUGCCGCCAAAGAUAACGAGAUCAUAAUCAACUACAAGAGAACUCUUUCUCCAAUAAUGGAGGAGAGCGAAGAUGAAUCGUUUUACAACAGAACUUCAUGUUACAAGGAGACAUCCAACUAUGUCGAAAGCACGAGCACUAGCUGCAUGGAAUCUUUCACAGCAAUGGGAUUGAAUAAGACCUUGAUGGCAUCAAAUGAUACUUUAUUCAAUUUUGAAGAUGUGCUAGACGAAAUUCUUUCACCCCGAGUACCAUCACAAUCUCAUACACCAACUAAUCGAGAUAGAGAAUAUUCAGAUUAUUUCGUACGCUCUCCCCGCCAUGAAACACCUUUUGAGUUGAUAAGCACAGUGGAUUUAUAUGAUACUCCAAGAACACUAGAUUUAGCUACACAGCGCGUUCGAGACUUUUCACUUAGUUCACCUGGCGAUCCAACCAGGGUCGAUUUCUCUCAAGAUUCCUCUUUUACACUUGAAGAAAAAACCUGUAUUUCGAUCAGAAGACCCAAUGAAGAUGACGAGAGAAUUUCGGAAAUAUCUGAACCAUGUUUAGUAUCUUCGACUUCAUACUGUAAUAAGCAAGAAGACAACAAUAGCCUUAUGGAUGAAGAAAUAGUUUCUUUGGAGGAAGAUUCAUUCAACGAAAUUCUUAACAAGGAAAAACCGAUAGAAAGCGAGCAGUAUGAUCAUGUUUUAGGAUUACAAUAUUCUACUGAAACUAUGCUGAAUAUGCAACCACCAGAGCCAGAUGAGAAUUUUGAUCCGGCAUCUAAUUUAUCAAAUCCUGAACAUGAUGCGGUAUACUUGCAUAAUAAAUUGAAUAUGGAAAACACCUACAACAAUCGCAACUUAGAGGAACAAGUUGUAAUUGAAUCUAUUGAUCGGUUCUUGCUUAAGUCCAGGAACAUUAGUUUGCCAGAAGAUAAAAGUACAAAUCCCUUGGUUAAUGGCCAUUUAAAUAAUGGUAAGGUAUCCUGUAGAUCUGAUGGUAAUACAAUUUGUAUAAAUUAUGAAAAAUAAAAGUGAGCGAUAGAUUCAGCAAUGUUGUUAAAAAUAAGAAAAGGAAAAUAAAACUGAAUAAAUCUGUUAGAUAUUUAUUAACAGUCGAUAUGUAAAAAUACAUGCUUGUUCUGGUAUACAAAUUCUAAUAGCAAUAGUGUUCCAUAUUCUUCCAUAACUGAAACCCAUAAAGUUGGCUUAAGUAAUCACGUAAAUUUUAUUGGAAACCAAUAAGAUGCAAACAACAAUUGAAUGUUUGUUUAGAUUGACGUGAAACUAGUUUUGGCAUACGCUGCCGUUCUAUUUCUCAAUAUUUGAAGCACGAGUAAAACUAUUCUGGGGCUGCCAGUUUUUCUUGUUAUAAAUUGGGCCAACACCCAACAUCUCGUCCAACGAUUUUUAAGGGUUUGACAGCAGUUUUAAAUCAAUUAGGAAUCAUCAGAGCUUUCUUAGUUAUCAAUAACAGCACAAUGAGAGCUUAUUUUGAUAAAUAAGGAUAAUUUGAAUGCUUAGUUGGAUUUUUAUUAGGUUUAAGAAUAAGUAUUCAACACAAUUGCAAAAUUAAGGGCAAAGUCUAAAGAUAACAUCGGGAAAAAAAUUUAAAAGAAAUUUUGAAAAAAUCUUAGGAUUCUUCAUGUUUUUAAGUUUGCUAAUCAUUACUCUAAUUUCAUCAUAAUUUGUCUCAGUAAUGUCAUCUUGAGACAAUAUUUGGGUUGUAAUAGUGAUAUUGAUUUCAACAGGACUCAUAAAAUUGGAAAAGUUGUCGACUUUCAUCUCAUCCACCGUUGGCAGGGAGUAUUUCAGUUCCUUCUUUGAGAGCUGAAACUGGUUUCUGAGGACCGGUAUAGAAUCAUAGAAAUAUUUAGAAUAUGGAUUGAAUUGUUCAGUGAAUCUAUGUUUAAUUUUUCUUAAAGGUCCUUAACUAUUCCAUAGUAGCAUCUCAAGAACGUUGAUAUCAGCCUGUAAGCUUGGAGCGAAAUCAAUCUUCAGUUCAGCAACGCCAUCGAACGGCAUCACAUUCAACAUAUCAUGUCAAUUGUAUGGGUGGGCUGUGCUGCUAUUUUGGCUCGCACGAAUUUGACAUUUCUCUCCCCUACUUUUAUGUACGAGAUUCGAUGCGGACUCGCCUGAGUGCGCCAUGUUCGCAAAAAAGGAUGUUGCCAAUGAUUUGUUCGGAAAAUGUGAGAGCUGAAUAUUUUGUUAAUAUGAUGCCUUUGUUUUGGUGUAGGUGAAGGAGAAUUGAAUUUAGUUUGAGCUUUUGGAACUGAAGCAUCCUAACUUCAAUAAUGUAAUGAUUUAAAUUAUAUAUGGCAGUAUCGAUAUUUCCCAAAACUUUUUUAGGGUUUACAUUAUAUGAGAUCUGUAUCCUAGCCGGUUAAGGCGGCUUUCGAUAUGAGAUUUGUAUCCUAGGCGAUUAGUUCUAAGGUGGUAGAAUAUAUAACUAAUUGAAAAAAUCAUAGCUUAAUUUGUUAUCCUGAAUGUUAUUGGUAAGUCUUCUAAAUCAAAGUCAGUUCACUGUAAAUGCUUCGAAGCGCGAAGCGUACGCGGUACUUAUUUUGGAAAAAUGCUGAGAUCGAAUUGUAAACAGUAGUCAGCUGAUUUAUUUUCGCAUUGUAUGAAGGACACUACUGCCCUCUGUGUUGAAAAAAACUCACACCAUUCCACUUUACCGAUCGCGAGUAAUCGUGACCACGCUCUUAUGUAACAUACUGUAUGAUAAAAUUUUCAGUAGUAUGAAACAUCCACAUAUAACUCAAAAUUGAAGUUUUCUAAAACUUUUGGUAUGAACCGCAUGAAUUGAACGAAUCAUAUUAAUGUCAUAAUAAUUCCCAACUAAAAUUAGGAAAUCCUACACUGAGAAAAAAGUUAUAGUAAUCGUAACCGGUUUUUCAUGGUCAAUUCAACUAUACGCUUAAAUAGUAGCAACGACCAUGAUAUUAGAAUGUUCACCAUCUAUAUUGUAUAAAGUAAUAGAUAACAAAGUCAACAACUUGACUAGACAAUUUGUAUUUAUGACUUUUAUGGCGUGGUCAAUAUGACAAUGGUUGUCAUCUUUAAAAAAUGAACAAAUAGUUAAAAUGACAAUCAGAAGCGAGGCUAAAUUGUUUUUGAACACAAUAAUUUCGAGAAGCAAAAUAGUUAUUGCUACCAUAUAAGCAUGUUCUUUGGAACAAUAUAAGAAUGUUAAUGAGAUUUAAUAUAAAGUUGGCUAGACGAGUGUGAAGUAUGAAAGCACUUUUCAU
Molecule: messenger RNA, 5593 nt
Organism: Malaya genurostris
Lineage: Eukaryota; Metazoa; Arthropoda; Insecta; Diptera; Culicidae
Exons: 7
Coding region: 315-3371 (1018 amino acids)
Source: RefSeq, a predicted model, not a curated record